AGAACAUUUCUUACCAAACCCCGAAAACCACAACGCCACAUCUCUCUCUCUCUCUCUCUCUCUCUCUCUCAGAGCUCUGCAUCAAUGGAGAAUUCGCCCAGAUUCAGAGAUGCCCCCCAAAAUCUUCUCCUGCCCUCUCCGACAAGACACAACAGUAGCAGCUGCAGCACCACCGCCGCUCCGACCACAACCACGACCCGACCCGUUUCGACCAGAUCCGAACCCUCUAACCCUUAUCCGACAACCUUCGUCCAAGCCGACACUUCCUCCUUCAAACACGUCGUUCAGAUGCUCACCGGCUCCUCCGAUUCCCCCAAACUCGCCCGACCCGUUAACCUGACCCACCAACCCGACCCGGUUCCUCCCAAAUCAUCUUCCUCCUCCUCCUCUCACUCGAUCCCUCCCAUCAAAGCCGUUCCCAACAAGAAACAGUCCUCCCCCGGUUUCCGCCUCUACGAGCGUCGCAACUCGUUGAAGAAUCUCAAGAUCAACCCGGUUUACUCCUCGGUUCAUUCCGGUUUCUCCCCACGCAAACCGGAGAUUCUCUCCCCGAGCAUCUUGGAUUUCCCGGCUCUGGUUCUCAGUCCGGUCACUCCUCUCAUACCCGACCCGUUUGAUCGAUCCGGGUCGUCGAAUCAGAGCCCGAACGAAUCUGGGUUCGUCGUCAAUACCGAUUUUACAUCGAAAUCGGGUGCUGAUUUGGAAGAGAGAGCCAUUAAAGAAAAAGGGUUCUUCUUGCAUCCUUCGCCGGCGACGACGCCGAGGGAGUCGGAGCCGCGGCUUCUCCCUCUUUUUCCGGUGACUUCCCCUCGUGUUUCUUCAGGUUCUUCUACGUCUUGAGUUGGUACGAGCCCUUCAUUUUUCUCCCAAGAAGUUUUUCAAUUUUUUUUUGGCUCAUAUGCGUGAUUCGAUGAUGGUGAUGAUGUUUAUGAUGAUGAUGGUGAUGAUGAUGUGUAAUAUUUGCAAAUGCAACACCGAGGUUAAAUCGUCGAUUCGAUUAUGUGAAGUGAAAAGGUUAUAUGAUUUUUUUAACAAAAAAAAGUUUAUAUGAUUUCAA
Molecule: messenger RNA, 1057 nt
Organism: Tarenaya hassleriana
Lineage: Eukaryota; Viridiplantae; Streptophyta; Magnoliopsida; Brassicales; Cleomaceae
Product: VQ motif-containing protein 4-like
Exons: 1
Coding region: 85-840 (251 amino acids)
Source: RefSeq, a predicted model, not a curated record